UCCUCUCGCCUUCCCUCCUUCUCCCCUUCCCUGCCUCCCACCCUCGCCGUCGCUGAGGUGGAGCCGCCGCCGUGCCCUGUGAGGGAGCGCCGCCCGCCCCGUUCCUGCAAGGGAAUCGAUAGUUUCCUGAAUAAGCUAGAGAGUCACUUGGCUGCAAAGAUGUUGGAAGAAGAUAUGGAGGUGGCCAUCAAGGUGGUGGUAGUAGGAAAUGGAGCUGUUGGAAAGUCCAGUAUGAUUCAGCGAUAUUGCAAGGGGAUUUUUACAAAAGACUACAAGAAAACUAUUGGUGUAGAUUUCCUGGAAAGACAAAUCCAAGUUAAUGAUGAAGAUGUCAGGCUAAUGUUAUGGGACACUGCGGGUCAAGAAGAAUUUGAUGCAAUAACUAAGGCCUACUAUAGAGGAGCCCAGGCUUGUGUUCUUGUGUUUUCUACGACUGACAGAGAGUCCUUCAAAGCAAUCCCUACCUGGAAGGAGAAAGUCAUGACCGAAGUUGGAGACAUUCCCACAGUUCUUGUGCAGAAUAAGAUUGAUCUUCUUGAUGACUCGUGUAUAAAGAAUGAAGAGGCAGAAGCACUGGCAAAAAAGCUAAAAUUAAGGUUCUACCGAGCAUCUGUGAAGGAAGACCUAAACGUAACUGAAGUUUUUAAGUAUUUGGCUGAUAAAUAUCUUCAAAGGCUCAAGCAACAAACAGCUGAAGAUCCAGAACUAGUACAUACAAGCAGUAACAAGAUUGGUGUUUUUAAUACAGCUGGGGGAAGUCACUCCAACCAAAAUUCUAGCACUCUUAAUGGUGGAGAUGUCAUCAACCUUAGACCAAACAAACAGAGGACCAAGAAAAACAGAAGUCCUUUUAGCAACUGCAGCAUACCUUAGACCACUUUUGGAGGGGAAAAAAGCAACCCGGUGAAUUGGAUGAAGUUGUGCAAAUGAAUACAGAAUAAAGCCAGCUGUAGAGGUAUUUUUACCGUGCUUUAGCAAAUCUUGUGCCUAUGGGAUCCUUGAUAGAGGAUGGAUUUAUAUAAACUUGCUGAUGCAGUGUUUUUUGGUGUGUAGCGUGGGACACCUGGUGGCAAAACACAGAACCGUGGCUGCCCUGUGCACUUUGUAAAAAUUAGGCAAGCUUCUCCUUUGUCGAGGAAUUAUUUACAGAGCUAUGAACCAGGUAUUGUUGAAUUGCAAAGCACAUUUAACGUAAGGAAAAUACUUACAAGUAUAGGUACAGACCAUAACACUAUGGCCCAAGGUACAGUAGCAAUCUUGCAACCAAAUUUCAAAGAAAAUGUUAGAAUUGGUUAGUCAGGACACUAAGAAGAUAAAUGAAGAGCAAAAAGAAGACACUACAUUUUAUGCCUGACUAUAUUAAUAUGGAUUCUGGCAGUUCUGCGGUGCAAUAUACUUGUAUUAUAUAUAUGAGUGCUAAGGUAUAUGUGUAAACAUUUGGUAUGAAUAUUUAGGCUAAAUUCCAGUGUAUACGUUACUUGGAGAUCAGCUAAUGAUCAUAAAAUAGCAUCUUCCAAAAAAAUUUUCGUUUAAAAAUGUUGCAUUUCCGAUGAGGCUUUCCCAGCUGCCACUGUGUACAUUUAACUUGCUAUACUUCGGGCCUAAAAGCUUAGAUUUAAAGAUGUAUGGUGCCAAAAAUGCUCCUUCUUUUUACCUAAUGCUGUGCUACGGAUGUUUUUGUAAGUUUGUUUUUCUCAGUCUUAACAGGUUGAACAAAUAACACAGUCUUUGACACAAAUAGCUGUUGAGAAGGAACAUAUAAUAUAAUCCUAUUCCUGUUCAAAUUUGAUUGUUGCAUCUGUGUUGUCUGUGAAAAAGGAACUUGCAAAGCAGUGUCACAAAAUAUUUAUCUUUGGAAAAAUUUUUCAUAGAUACCAUAAACUAAGUUAUGGAGGAUCAAAAAAAAUGCAGCUGAUGACUGAAUUACAUGAAUGAGACAAUCUUGAAUGUUGUCUCAGAUUCAAAGUUAGCUGCUGGUUACAGAAAAUCUAAUUCUGCAAGAUCAGAGACAUGGCAAAAAUUUUUCAAAGUGCUUAAGUAAUUUUACAGAAUUGAUUUAGAUGUUUAGGAGCCCAAAUCUAAAUUAAAGUUAUUUGGACUUAGGCUCCUAAAUCACUAAGGUGCUUUUAAAAAUGCUAAGCAAGAUACCUUUUAUUUACCAAAAAUAAACACUUUUUAAUCCUCUUCAAGAACAUGCAUGCCUUUUAAAAAAAAUAUCCAUCUUGUUUACAUGUUUUUGUAUGGUAUGAUAUAAUUUUAACUUUCUAGGAUUUCUACAACAAACCUGCCAGUGACAAAUGCAAAAUAUGCUGCUUGAAAAAAUUCAGAGUUUUAAUAGUUUUUUAAAUGGUGUAUGAGAAUGAAAAUGAGUCGAGUAAUCCUGUAUAUUUUUGGAGGAAGGACUUUUCACUGUGUGAAUUCAUGUAGGAAGCUUGACUUACUUUGUUUCUAAGUCAAUGAGUAUGAAAACUGAAAUGUACUCUUUUUUCCCACUGUCUGCAGGGAGAGAAGUGGGUGGCAAGUUAUGCAGAAACACUAAAGAUCUCUGAACUCUGUAUUUUAUGUUUACUAUACUAGACUUUCUACCAAGUACCGUUGUUCCUUUGACAAGCUGUUAGAGCAUCUCCUGUUGCUGGCAAGAAGGCGGCCUUCAAGGCGCUCGAUCCCCUUUGCUAUUGCAGCAAACCUGUGUGUUCUUCACCGUAAUGUUUCCUAUAUUUUCUCUUGGAUAAAGGCCUUUAUUUUUUAACAAGUGCAUUUAAUCACUGUGUUUAUGUAUAAGUGGAGUCAAGUCCUAUCUGUCUUAGCAAUUUAAGAAGUAAGGUACUUAGGAUAAGACUUGCGAUUGUACAUCAUGGGGCCACCUUACAACUUCAGGAUGUAGGAUAGAGUGUAUGCAUGAAGAAUUUUGACAACUGUUUUUAAUAUGGAAACUUUUACAUUUCAUUGUCUGUCCAUCAGUUUCACAUUUUUUAUUCAUUUUUCUUGAAAAAGAAACAAAACCA
Gymnogyps californianus (California condor) is the source of this 3005-nucleotide messenger RNA. RefSeq names its product RAB23, member RAS oncogene family (gene RAB23). NCBI's taxonomy places the organism in Eukaryota, Metazoa, Chordata, Aves, Accipitriformes, Cathartidae. The transcript has 7 exons. Bases 160 to 873 code for a protein of 237 amino acids. The record is from RefSeq and is a predicted model, not a curated record. Gene Ontology annotation, molecular function: GTP binding; GTPase activity.